Eleginops maclovinus (Patagonian blennie) is the source of this 4370-nucleotide messenger RNA. Its product is annotated as USP6 N-terminal-like protein. The transcript is spliced from 14 exons. The coding region runs from base 247 to 2652 and encodes 801 amino acids. Lineage: Eukaryota; Metazoa; Chordata; Actinopteri; Perciformes; Eleginopidae. The record is from RefSeq and is a predicted model, not a curated record.
UGUCACUGUGUCCGCCGCGGAGAGACAGACAGCUGCAGACCGCCGCGGCAUGUGGACCAGGGCUAGGGGGUGCGUCCGUUUGACCAGCAUCGAUUUCGAGUCGACAGUCGGGGACAAGCAUUCAGCACAGUGGCAGUAUUUAGGUGACACGGCCCCCUUGGACAGCGAAGGGUGAAAUGAGAACAGUGGAUAUUGUUUGUAGGCACCGCGAAGUAGAAGAAGGGAAGUCACCCAAAAGCUGUUGACAUGAAGAAAGACAUAGACACAUUGAUAGCAGAGGAACGAGCUGAAAUCAUCUCUAAAUAUGACAAGGGCAGGCAGGAGGGGGUCAACAUUGACCCUUGGGAGGAUGCUGACUACAGCAUCUACAAGGUCACUGACCGCUUCGGCUUCCUGCAUGAGGAGGAACUGCCAACACCCAGUGCGCUUGAAGAGAAGCAUAAGCAGCAGGAGAUAGAGCGAGUGGAGAAAUGGCUCAAAAUGGUGAAGAAGUGGGACAAGUACAAGAACAGUGAAAAAUUGAUGAAGCGUGUGUAUAAAGGCAUCCCUCUGCAGCUGAGAGGCCAGGCCUGGGCCUUGCUUCUUGACAUAGAGAAAGUCAAAGAAGAAAAUGUUGGAAAAUAUGAGAGAAUGAAGUUGCAGGCUCGUAGCUUCUCCACUGAGAUCAAACAGAUCGACUUGGACGUCAACCGAACCUUCAGGAACCACAUCAUGUUCAUGGACCGCUUUGGAGUCAAGCAGCAGGCCCUGUUUCACGUACUAGCAGCCUACUCUGUCUACAACACGGAAGUGAGCUACUGCCAGGGGAUGAGUCAGAUAGCUGCCAUCUUGCUCAUGUACCUGAAUGAGGAAGAAGCCUUCUGGGCUCUGUCGCAGCUCCUCACCAACAGCAAGCAUGCCAUGCACGGGUUUUUUAUCCCGGGAUUUCCUAAGCUGCACCGUUUCCAGGCCCACCAUGAGCUGAUCCUCUCCAAAAUGCUCCCGAAGCUGAAGAAACACCUGGACAAGGAGCAGAUGACAACAGGGAUUUACACCACCAAAUGGUUUCUGCAGUGCUUCAUUGACAGAACCCCGUUCACCCUCACCCUGCGUUUAUGGGAUAUCUACAUAAUGGAGGGAGAGAAGACGCUGAGCGCCAUGGGUUACACAACCCUCAAGUUACACAAGAAGCGCCUGCAGAAGCUUCCGAUGGAGGACCUGAGGGAGUUUAUCCAGGAGCAGCUGGAGGUUUCCUUCUUCCUGCCUGAUGAUGUUGUGAUUGAACAGCUCCAGGCUUCUAUGUCUGAACUUCGCAGUAAAAAGCUGGACCAACCUCCUCCAGCCAAAUCAGAGGAGCUGCCAAAGAAACCUCUGGGUCAAGAGAGACCGGUCGUCCUCCUGCCUCUACAGCCUGACUCUCCUCUGGAGGUCAAAAUAAAUCUGCAACCUCAGACCCCCCCAACCAAAGAGGCCCAGCAGAUUGACAGCAUCACCCGCCAGCAGACCCCGUCUCCUGCAGACUUGACGACAACUCCUCUGCCUUCACCUGACCCUGUUGUAGUCCACACACAACGAACGCCUUCUCCGAUAAGGCCUUGCCGGAAACCUCCGCUACCUCCAAAAGCAGACAAACACUGUGCUGAGGUUGAGCCGGACACGCUUCCGGGGGUAAGACAGACCAAACAUGUUGGAAAUGUUCAGAGCCAGCCUGGAGACUCCCGGACCCAGGAGGAGCCUGUGGACUGGCCUCCACCCUAUGAGCCCCCUGCUUUUGAAGCUGUGCAGACUGGUGAUGAGAUCCUGGACCUCCCAGACCUGCCACCUCCACCUUUCUUCUACACCGAGCAGAAUGAUGGUGGAUCUCCCUGCCCGGCUGUUGCAGAGACUGCAAGGCGCUGCCCUUCCCCCCGCUCACCACUGGUCACUCAGACGAAGCCAAAACCAUGCCCGAAGCCACCCACCUCUCUUGACCUCACACAGAGAAAACCCCCUCCCUCGAAGCCUUCCACUACCCGUGCCUUCACCACAUCCUCCACUUCCUCUCCCAGACCUCCCCCAAAGCCAACCAAGUUCCCUGUCUCUCUCUACGUCCCGGUGCCAGCAGGGGACCGGCGCCCCUCCAACACCUCCCAGUACGACAACCUUUCUGAGGCCGACGAGGACGACCGCUACCUGGAGAGGCUGCUGGGCUCAACACCUGAGGAAGGUCAAGGCAUUCCCCCCCACACCACAAACAGAGACUAUGACCCCACUCUCUACUCUCCACCUCCUGCGUUCAUCCCUCCCUCACCUUCUCUUGUUCCUCCCCCGCUGUGCGCCCUCCCCAGUUUGCCUCAGGAGCCAGAGUACGAAGGGGAGGACAGCUGGGUGCAGGACUCCAUCAUCCCCCCUCCCCCUGCUAGUUUUGCUGACCGGCUCACUCCCUUCCAGUGUGGCGCUGCCAGCUGCUCAGACACACACAGAGCCGCCUCACCCAGUUACUCUAAGCCUUUCUCUCGGGGCCCCAGGGACCAUUCUGCUUUUCCAGCACCACUGUUGUACACAGGGUCCCCACCAGGCCACUCCAGAGCCUCAGGACAGUCUGCCGUAGGGGGGGACCUGGUCCGAUCCAGCCCAGACUUUUGCAGGAUGCCUCCAGGUGGACAGCAACUGCCCAAAUCAGUGACCUUUUGAAGUCUCCUUUAAGUGUUUCUGAUGCAUGCUGAUAGGAUUCAGACUGUCUGUCAAUGCUUGAUUUGUUUUUAAAGCGGUUAAAAGGCCAGUAACUAUUGAGUGUGUCAAAGAUUUGUGUGUGUUUGUGUGAAAGGACUUUUUUUUCAUCGAUUUGUACAGAUUUAUGUAAUACUGUCACCUUUUUUUGUAAGGGCAGGUAACUUUUGCUGAGUUUCAAACCUCUAUUUAAAACUGCUGUCCAUGUUACUGUUUGCUGCACAAAAAGCGACUGUUUUCUCGCCUGCUCUUGCCAGUGUGUGAGACCAGAUUCAGUCUUCAAUUUGAUGGGUGAUUAUAAAAAAUGUACGCAGAUAUAAGGGGAUCUACUGUUAUACCAGCUUUGAAAUACCACCGGUGCUUCAUCUGCAGUUAGUUUCAUUUUGUUCCAACAUAAGUGUCUUAACCUGACUGCAGAGCAACUCUAACACAAGGGCUUCUGAGGCUGCAGAGUAAUGUCAUCUUUGCUGAAGCACCCAAAUCCUAUACAUUUUUACUGCAUUGUUUGGUCAACUGUGAGCAGGCUCACAACUGUAAUGAGUAAUUGUAAAUACCAGUUUCUUUACAGUUGCUUCGAUACUUGAUAAAAAAGGACUUCUUACAUCAAAGAUAAAGUUGUAACCACCAGCAACAGGGAAGACAAGGUGCAAUAUGUCACUGGUGUAAAUACAGAAGCUAGUUUCAUUCUCAAGAAAACUGAUUGGGUCUUUUUUUUCCCUACACAUGAUGCAGUGGCUUCUCUGCUGCUUUUUUUAUUUUAAAAUAGUAGGAUGACCAAUUUAAAGAAGUGGUUUCAGUGCUAUAUCUCUCCGUCUGAUUUCACAGCAACAAUGUACUGUUUCAUGUGAUUAUACAUGCAAAGCUAAAGAAGAGGGAAAUAUGAGACUUAACGGGAGGAUGUUAUGAAUGCAUCAUUAUCAGCACAAACAGUAAAAAUCCAUGUCACAAUAUUUAUUAAGAGUAGCUCCAUCUAGUGGUCGGAAGUGUUACAGUAACUGGCUUUACAAUGAAGUCCUUGCAAGUGAUGAGAGACUUAAAAUUAAUUCUGAUAAUGACAUAGUGCUACCUAAAGGCUUAUUUAUGAAUGUGCACAUGGUAAGGUAGAUUUAAGAACAAAAGGACAGAGACCAUUUUACACUGUUCUAUUCUGCCAAGGGCCAGGGAAAGAAGCACAUGAUUCAAAGCUGAUUUCAUUCAGUUGCACAGCCAUAUUUUAGAGCCAUAUUUGUAGAAACUGUGCUGUCAAUUUGUUUUCUACGGAAAAAGUUAUUGAGGAAUGGAAGUUGAGCCAUAUCAUACUUUACAAGGACCUAAUAUUCAAAAUGUUUAUAUAGUUUCAUGCAGUUAUAUAUUAUAUUCUAUGUCGUCUGUUGUGUUUUUUUGCACUGACCUUUACCAAGAGGUGUAGUAAUUCUCUGUAAGUAUUGCGAUGAUUUAUAAUGGAGUUCCAGGUUACUGCUAAACAAUAAUUUCCAUCUUGUGCUGUUACCACAUGUUUUACAGUUUGUUCAUUAGCUUUGGUCUCACUUCUACGUUUCUCAGUCAUGUCACCUGACCACCGUUUGCAACAUCACUGCUACUUUUAUAGACCUGGUUAACAUCAGUGAUGGCAAGGGCUCAGACCAAAGCUUAUGUACAUUUAUGCAACUUCUUAUUUGAGUUUUAUAAAGAGAUAAACCUUA